Molecule: messenger RNA, 1748 nt
Organism: Clarias gariepinus (North African catfish)
Lineage: Eukaryota; Metazoa; Chordata; Actinopteri; Siluriformes; Clariidae
Gene: slc35g1
Product: solute carrier family 35 member G1
Exons: 3
Coding region: 100-1329 (409 amino acids)
Biological process (GO): regulation of cytosolic calcium ion concentration; calcium ion export across plasma membrane
Cellular component (GO): plasma membrane; endoplasmic reticulum membrane
Source: RefSeq, a predicted model, not a curated record
UCAGCGUGUGCAAGGUUAAUUAUUUAGCGAAGUUCUAGUCCUGGGGGAACAGUGUGACGAGGCGCGUUGCCGAGAUAUGAGCACCUGUUGCAUCUUGAUAUGGACGAUUUGAGAAACGCGGAGGGGAACGACACCGACGACGAUGGAGGACACAUCGUUUUAUCAGUUGUCCCCUUAGAAGAGGAGCACGCGCCGGUCCCCAAAGUUCCCGGUGAUGCGGCGGAGGAGGAAGAGAAGGUGGAGGAGACAGAAACUCGGCUGCGAGGCAGUUUAAGAGUGCAGCAGGACGGUGAUGUCGAUACCCGGGGCCCGGCGCAGGAAAACUCCCGCACAUGGACGGAGUGUUUGUGUUUUAAACCGGGGCACGAGCCCGAGGACGAGCCAGUGUCACGCGCAGCAGAUCAAAGCGAAAAGAAAUCCUGUUCUGCCCUGGGCCUCAUCUACACUCUUCUGGCUUCACUCUUCUUCUCAGUUGUUACUCUUCUGGUGAAGAAAAUCGAAGGUGUUCAUGCUGUGGAAAUCAGUGCAAUCCGCUGCUUUUUCCAGAUGCUGUUUAUCAUCCCGGCCAUGAUCUACUGCAAAACUGGUUUCCUGGGUCCUCAGGGCAUGCGCUUGUACCUGUUUCUGCGAGGUUUCCUCGGUUCCACCGCUAUGAUCCUUCUGUACUAUGCCGUGCUCCAGAUGCCCCUCGCCGAUGCCACCGUCAUUACAUUCAGCAACCCCGUCUUCACAUCUUUGCUGGCCUGGAUCUUCCUCAAGGAGCGCUGCACUAUAUGGGAUUUCAUAUUCAUCGUCUUCACCCUUACCGGAGUCGUCCUCAUAGUGAGGCCACCAUUUCUCUUUGGCGCUAAGCUGUCUGACAUCGAGGACAACUACAGCAACCACAUAAAGGGCGCCAUAGCUGCCUUCUCGAGCGCCAUUGCGGCAGCAUGCACAAUGGUCAUCUUGAGAAAGAUGGGCAAAAAUGUGCAUUUCUUCCUCUCGGUGUGGUAUUAUGCCAUCAUGGGUUUCAUAGAGUGUGUCGUUGUGUUGUUCAUCAUAGAUGAGUGGACAUUACCAGAAUGUGGCUGGGACAGGUGGAACCUGAUAGCCAUCGGGGUUCUGGGAAUCGGUGGCCAGACAUUCCUUACCAAAGCACUACAGGUUGAGAAGGCCGGUCCUGUGGCACUCAUGAGGACCACAGAUGUGGUGUUGGCCUUCAUAUUUCAAUUCCUCUUCCUUAACCGCAAGCCGACUUGGUGGAGCAUCGGUGGAGCGCUGUGUGUGAUUAGCAGCACCACUGGUGUAGCUAUAAGAAAGUGGUACAUCAGUACUAAGCAAAACAGCUAAAAAAAAAAAAAAGGCAAUCAAAAAAUAAUAAUCAAAGCUGACAUUUUAUUACAUAAAGUACUGUGCAAAAGUCUUGAGCAACCCCUUAUUUCUUUAUAUUAAAUUAAAUGAUGUAGAUUAAUUGAACGAACAGGAACAAUGUUUUAAUGCGAUAUAAAAUAUAAUAUAAUAUAAUAUAAUAUAAUAUAAUAUAAAAAUUGGUCAUUUCCCGUCUCAGCUGUUCCAACCAUUCAGCAUUCAGCAUCAUCAGUGUACAGUGGAACCUUGAAUUGUGAGCAUAAUUCGUUCUAGAAGCGUGCAAAUUAGAAAUAACAGAAACUCAGAUGAUUCGUUCCAUAACCUAAAAAAUAUUUAUAUAAACUUAAUUAAUAGAAAAUAUAAAGUAAAAAUAAACAAAUUAACCUGAACUUUAAUUUAGA